AUGAAACGAUUCAAAAAGAAGAAGCAUUUCGAAUGGUUUCUUUCCGAACUGGAUACAUUCGAUGAACCAAAACUGAAUUUGGAACAAUACGCGACCAGCCCUGAGCUUGCAGUUGCGAUAUUGGACACAAUAAACGAUAACGGUCACAUUGAGGGAUGUUGUGUGGCUGAUAUUGGAUGCGGAUGCGGCAUUUUGGGAUUGGGAGCAUUGAAAGUUGGUGCGAGGUGA
Messenger RNA from Anisakis simplex (herring worm), 228 nucleotides. The record is from the annotation of a GenBank genome assembly. NCBI's taxonomy places the organism in Eukaryota, Metazoa, Nematoda, Chromadorea, Rhabditida, Anisakidae.